This is a messenger RNA of Monomorium pharaonis (pharaoh ant), 2936 nucleotides long. RefSeq names its product probable cytochrome P450 304a1. The transcript has 7 exons. The record is from RefSeq and is a predicted model, not a curated record. NCBI's taxonomy places the organism in Eukaryota, Metazoa, Arthropoda, Insecta, Hymenoptera, Formicidae. Gene Ontology annotation, molecular function: oxidoreductase activity, acting on paired donors, with incorporation or reduction of molecular oxygen; monooxygenase activity; heme binding.
UUAUAUUAAUAUUUUUAAUUUUUUAAAUAUAUUUAUCUUUAUAAGAAUUUAUAUUGUAAUUCACAAAUGUCAUUUUGUCAAAAAUUUUUAAUAAACUUUGUUUUUAAAAAUUAAUGUUAAAUAAGCAUUCCAAUAUUUACUGCCAGUAUUGAAAAUCUAUAGUUCACGUUUCAUAUACACACACAUAUACUAUAGACUUAUGGGCCAGUAUUCAUAGUCGGAUCUUAUAUUUAAGAUCAUCUUAAGUACUGUCUUAAGAUGCCAUCAGCCAAUCACAGAGCUGUAUUAGCAUCUUAAGAUAUUACUUGAGACGAUCUUGAAAUAAGAUUCGACUAUGAAUACCAGCCUUAGACUUUUAGUACUAGCAGUGACUAUCGGAAUGCAGCUUAAGAUAUAAGGUAGAGAAUAUUUUUUAAACAUAUAUUUAAAAUAUAUUGUAAAAUAUGAAAAUAAAUAUUUUAUAAUUGCAUUUAUUGCACGUAACCUAUAAUCUAGCAGAUAAUAGGUUAUACAUUGUAUGUAUUUGCGUAUUGAAGACGACUAUCUAGAGACUUUUAAAUCUCAAAAUAAAAAGUUCAUGCAUCGCACCAACAGGAUAUUUCAACAGGGCAUUCUCAUGUAACAUUGACUUCCAGCGUUCUAUAUCGGAAUAUUUUUAUCCAAUCAAGAAUAAUGCGCGCCACCAGCACGCGAUCUAUUGAACAGAUAUAAAAGAUAAUAGAUGAAAGAACUAAAGUAACGAUAAAAGUAACGGCUGAAUUCCGUUACUGUAAAAAUGUAACAACGUUACCGUUACUGUUACAGACAUAAAAACGUAACGAUCAUUACUGAAAAAAGUAACGAAAACGUUAACGGCGUUACAAGUAACGCGUUACUUCCCAACUCUGUUUAUAACUACCAUGUUAGAUCUGCGCAAUAUCUAUCUUUUACAUUUUUUAUAUUAUAUAUGUCAUUGUUUUUUAAAUGCUUACUCAAUCAUUUGAUCGUUUAUUUUCAAUUCAAAGUCGAAAGAUCAUUAAAUGCCGGAUUAUGCAUAAUGUUCUAAUAAUCUUAGUUUUAAUGAUGAACAACUGUGUUUCCGUUAUUUUAAUUCCAAAUAAAUUGUUUAAAUAACUUUAUUCAUUAUUCACUAUCACUUGAUAACGUAAUGACUUGACAUUGAAGAGCACGUUAAAUCAAUAGCAAGCAAUGUCUAAUCAAGCAAUUCAUAUCUUUGUGUUCGGCUUAUUACGUUUUACAAUUACAAGUUAACUUAAAAACUCGCAAGUUGAUUCACGAAACGUUCAUUUAGUAUCUACUGCUUGAUCCAUUUGAAUCAUGUCGCUCUUGAUUGUGAUAUUUACGCUUCUUUUGGUGUAUAAACUAUACAGAUUUGCUUAUAAUAAACCACCUAAUACACCACCAGGUAUUAUCAGACUUCCGAUAAUAGGAUCUUACUGGUUAUUAUUAUGGGGAAAUUACAAGUUUCCACAUCUGACUAUCGACUAUUAUGUGAAGAAACUUAAAUCCAAGAUUAUCAGCUGUUACAUGGGAAAACAUUUCGUAAUAAUAGUGAACGAUUACAAAAACGUGAAAGAAGUACUCGCACGGGAUGAAUUCGAUGGACGAAUUACGAAUGCGAAUUUUAUUCUAGAUCGAUCUUUCAGAAAGGAAUUGGGUAUAUUUUUCGUCGAUGGCGCGAAGUGGCAUGAACAGAGGAGAUUUGCCCUCCGUCAUAUGCGCGAUUUUGGAUUUGGUCGACGCUAAGAAAAACUCGAAAACGAAAUCAUGGAUGAGAUGACUUUACUCCUUGAUAUAAUGAAAAACGGACCUAUUUAUGAUGAAGAGAAACAAAUAUUGAAGGGUAAUUUGGCGCUUUUCCCGGAUAUUCUAUACGCGUCGGCGGGUAACAAUAUAUGGAACGUUAUGUUCGGUCAUAGAUUUGACAGAAGCGAACAUGAUAUACCUCGACGUCUCUGUCGUGCGGCUGUUUUGUUUGGAAAGUCAAAUGAUACAACCGGUGGUGCCAUUUUCCAACAUCCGUUCUUAAAACACUUCGGCAAUAUGUUCGGCUACAAAAAUCACAUGAAGGCAAGCAAUACGUUAAAUAAUAUCGUCAAGGAAUAUCUGACAUAUCAAAAAAAUUUUAUGAGCGAGAAUGAUGAACGGGGAUUCAUCGAUAGAUAUCUAAAGAAAUUAAACGAAGACGACAAGUCGAAUAGUUUCACGGAAGAACAAUUGAUCAUUUUGUUAGUUGAUAUGAUGUUUCCCGCUUUUGUUGGGAUAUCAGGCGUUACUACUCAUAUUCUCAAAUAUUUGAUGCACCAUCCCAGAAUAAUGGAGAAAGUAAGAAAUGAGAUAGAUAAUGUUAUUGGAAUCGGACGAUUGGCUACAUGGGAAGAUAGAAAAAAUUUGCCUUACUUGGAAGCAGUAAUACGAGAAACGUUAAGAAUUGAAACAAUCGCGCCUCUUGGCAUAGUACAUAGAUGUACAAGAAAAACCACUUUAGGCUGCUACGAGAUACCUGAAAACACUCCGAUUUUCACUAACUUGGCAGCAAUGCAUCAUGAUCCUGACUUGUGGGGCGAUCCUGAAGUUUUUAGACCGGAAAGAUUUCUGAAGGAAGAUGGGCAAUUAGCCAAAGAUACUUCGCUUUCUUUCGGUUUCGGUCAUCGAUUAUGUCCAGGUGAAACUUAUUCUAGAUAUAAUAUAUUUGGGACAUUGGUUCUUUUGCUACAGAACUUCAACUUUUUUUUUGUUGAGGGUCAACCAUCGAGCCUCGAGGAUAAGGAUUCGGGUAUAAUCGUCCUUCCCAAAGAUCUAUGGAUACGCUUUGAAUCAUGUUAAUAUUUGUUGUUCUCUCGAUUAGUAAUGUCAAUAAGUAAGAUGUUACUAAUUAAACCAAUUACCUUGUGAUAUGUAUAAAUUAUGAUACAAUAAUAAAAAGUAUAACUAUA